AACGUGGUGACGUACGAAAACUGCAAGCACAUGGAGGACUCGGCGGCUCGGCUCAGCAACGUGAAAGCGUCCGGAAAGCCGAAUGCCAUCGAGCUGAGUGCUGUGCUGGACGUGGAGCGAGAACUGGAGCCACCGGUUCACCUAAACCUCUCGGUAAAGCGAUGCACCCUGCAGAAGGAGGAGUGCGAGUCGUACGAGCGCAUCUCGAUGGAGGACAUCUGUGCGAAGGUCACGAGCAAUCCGAUACUGCACAAGUAUAUGGAUAUCUUUACGCCACCGUUGAGCUGCCCGCUGAAGAAGGGACACUACGUAGCGGAAAAGUCCGAGCUGAAGCUGCAGAUGCUGGAAAUGUUCCCGAUCGAGAACGCUUUCUGGCAGAUGGAGUUCCGUUUCCUCGACCGACACAACCACACGAUGCAGUGUGACUUUGUUGAAAUUGCCGUGACCGACAAGCAAUGA
Anopheles coustani is the source of this 459-nucleotide messenger RNA. RefSeq lists its product as uncharacterized. The transcript is spliced from 2 exons. The record is from RefSeq and is a predicted model, not a curated record. The coding region runs from base 31 to 459 and encodes 142 amino acids. Lineage: Eukaryota; Metazoa; Arthropoda; Insecta; Diptera; Culicidae.